GUUCGUGAAAUGAGAACUGAGGCCGAGGUUACAAAAACAUGAGACUGACGCUAGAUUGUCUGUUACUGUUAGUAGAACUAGAAAUGUAUCUCCGGCAAUUUUUGUUGAAAUUCUUCUAACUUUGUUUGCUUAUAUAGACAUCAACUUAGUGUUUAUCAAAUUUAAUAUGUCAACAUGAUUUUAGUAUGUAAAAAACGUUCGAAAUGGGCUCUAGGAUAAGAGAAAAUCCAGCUCAUGUUUUUGACUGUUUUUGUGAAAUAUCAGUGCCAACAAGAGGUUGUGAAGUGGCUUCAAUACAACGGAGCUAUCCUGAAAAAUACAGUGAGGAGGAGAUUCUCAAGUCAGUACCAGAAUUUGCCUUUCCGUGUGAAUUCACCAUUAAGCAUGUCCAGCAUUUUUCAUUUAUCCUCACAAAUAUUGACAGUAGGUGGACUUUUGGAUACUGCAGGCAUGCUCCUGACACCCCUACCUCUUAUGUAUUUCUCAGUGCUCUUCCUUGGCAUGAAACCUUUUAUAGACUCCUUAACUAUGUUUCUGAAAUUGCAUCGAAGAAUGAGGAAGCUGUUUGGACAUUUCUUGGGGCUUUGUAUCACAUACCAGUUCCAAAUCCUGGACAUACUCUACAUGUUUUGUGGGACAAAGACCAAAAUCAGUUCGUGGCACAGUGCCCUGACCACAGGAAGUUACCAGCUAUUCCUGAAAAUAGAAACCUCAUGGAAUACUUCAGUGCUGUUGAUGUACACAACAUGAUAAUGCUUUUUGCAAGCUUGCUUCAUGAAAGGAGAAUAGUUAUAACAUCUAAAAGAUUGAGUCGCUUAACUGCUUGUGUUCAGGCUGCAAGUGUUCUGUUAUACCCUAUGCAAUGGCAACAUAUAAUUAUUCCAGUGUUACCAGUGCGUCUACUCGAUUAUUUAAGUGCUCCGAUGCCUUUUUUAAUUGGUGUCUCAGAACCAACAAUGUCGCAGGUCGACCAGACUGAACUGGGAGAGGUGGUACUCUUGGAUGCCGAUGCUAACAAGAUUUACACUCCUUUUGAUGACCUCCAGACACUGCCUGGUGAAAUAAUUACUUCUUUGAAAAAAAACCUGAAAAACCCCAAUGCUAUGCUAGGCGAUGGAGUGGCUCGUGCCUUUUUACGUGCUAUGGUCCAGUUGAUUGGAGGUUAUAGAGUUGCUCUGAAAUUGCAAUUAGGAGAAAAAAUCAGCUUUGACCCACGAAAAUUUAUCCAGUCAAGACCUUCUAUGCAGACAUUUUUGGAAAAAAUAUUAAAUCUUCAAUUAUUCCAACAGUUUAUUGAAGGGCGUCUUGAAUUACUGAAUUCUGGUAAAGGCUUUCAUGAUGAGUUUGAGUUUGAAGUCAACAAUUAUGAAGAUAAAAAUGCCAGUGGACUAACAACUCAAUACAAAGAAUGGUUAUUUACUAUGAAGAAGGGUAGUGGUGCAUUCUUCAAAAGUGUUAAAAGUAAGUUCAAGGAUAGAAGUAAGCAAGUCUACAAGGAUUUCAGAGUGAAAGCUCAUGAAAAACAUCACAAGGAUAGCAUAAAGAAAAAAAACCAAGAUGAUACGCAGCCAAAAAGUGCUCCUUCAAGCCCAACACUUCAUCGAAAUCGUCACACUGUACAUGCAACUAGUAAGAUAAAGUAUACCAGUAAUACCAGGUUUUCCUCAACCAGGUCUGUUAAAGAACUUAAGGCAGAAAAUUCUAGUACAUCCAGGUUACAGCAAAUGAAACUGUUAGAUGUUAAUGAAUACAUGGAAGGGACAGAAAAUUCUAUGUCGGAUAAUGACACUAGUCCUUCUCCAAGUCUACAAAGAAUAAACUUAGACCUCAUGGGGGACCUUCAAGAUCUGAUCUUCAGUCGACAAACCCAUGGAUCUCUGGAGAGUAUUGCAGCUUCCUCAGCAACAAGUGACUCCACCUCUGUUGACCUGGUUCAACCAUCAAGUAGCAUGGAGAAAUUUUAUAUUGAUUUUCUUUCCAGCCAGGAUGAUCUCACCCAUGAUAACAGACCAAUUCCUCCACCCAGAUCUAAGCGUAGGAAUCAAUUAAGUUUGGCAGCAAUGCACCAGUCUUCCAAAAGCCAGCCAUUUUUAGAUAAAGUAAAAAGUAAAAGCACUUCUAUUAUUCAGCUACAGCCUCUUAUUUCUGAUAAAAAAGUUGAUCAAAUAAAUCCCCACAAAUUAGCUUCAGGAUCCACAAAGUCAUUAGUAGUUUCUGAUAAGUCCACUGCCAACUCUCAGGAUCUCUCUGAUGCUCUGAUAAAGGAGAAACUAAACCGUCCAACAACUUGUCCUGUAAGGCAACAAACUAAUCCUGUAUACUUCACACCACCUGUAACAGUUAAAAGGUUGGAAAAUGGUACAACUACACAACAUUUCAACCAAUCAAAGGACUUACAGGGUUCUUCGUACAUUAGUGGAGAGAGUAGUGGCACUACCCCUUCUCCCCUUUUCUCUCCAACACCUGCCAAUGAUCUCGAAUUGCUCAAAAAAUAUGGUCUGAAUUUUUCAUCAUUGCCUUUAAAAUCUCCAGGAGCCUCCGUGCGUCCUUUGUCUUCUUGUACUCUCUCUCCAUCUUCUAAGUCAACUACGUGGUUUAUGUCAGAUACUUCCUUACCUCCAAAGUCGUCAAAGCUUCAUUUGUCGUCGUCAUCAUCAUCACAGUCACAUUCUCUUGCUGAUCUUGCUAUUCAAAGUAGUUCUGAUAAAUCCCUAAAGGAAUCUGAAAGUAAAGAAAAACACAGGAAGAAAUUGAAUAUUCCUUAAGUUUUGUUUUAUAAUACAGUUAUGGAUCAUUACUAUGUAGAUAGUAAAUUUUAAAAUUGGUUAUUUGUGUAGACAUCACUUCUUUUUUUUUUUAAGUCUAAGUCAUCAAUGGUGUUGAACAUCAUUCUGAAACAGCUACUUUGAAGGACAAUUAAUUGUGUAGGAAUUUCUGGAUGGGUAGCUGGAUUUUUAAUAACUAUCCUAUACGUGCUUCCAAAAGACACUAUGUUCUGUACAGUAAAAUUCAAGGGUAGUGAUGUUGUUUGCUUAAGGUAUAAUGACUUAAGUAGUACUAUCUAAGUGUCCAGAAAACUAACACUUGUACAGCAAAACUAGAAUGUAAUGGUAGUGUUUACUUUAUACAUAUGGGCUCAGAUAGUAUGAUAUAAGUUUCCAGGAAACCUACUCUUACAACAAUAAAACUAAAAGGAAAUAAUAGUGUUUGUUUCAGAUAUAAGAACUUAGAUUGUAUGAACUAAGUUUACAGAAAACCUACUCUUACAACGGUAAAACUAAAAGGUAAUAAUAGUGUUUGCUUCAGAUAUAAGGUCUUAGAAAUUUCCAGAAAAUCAAUGUGUAGUAUAGGUAGAAUAUAAGGACUUAGUUAAUAAAGGUUCCAGAAAUCCUACACUUGUGUAGUAGAAGUGAAUAUCUCGUAUUCUUUCAGAAAGAUUAGUAGUUUCUCAAGGAUUUGACCAGUUUAGUUUUAUUACUCAAAAAAAUUCCAGAAAAUGCUGGUGUUAUCAUGCUUUGUAAUGUUGUAGUUAUUUGGAGAAUGUGAAAUAGUUGUGAUUGAUGUUUUGAAGUCGAUUGUGACUGUUUCUGUAACAACUAUCCAGUAAAACUUUUAAAUAAUGCAUGAGUUAAUAUAAAGUACAGUAGAACAGUUAGUAUCUUCCUUUUAUGUAUGUUACUGUAAAUAAAUGCUUCUAGAUCAGUAUUAUGUAUACAGUUGCUGGAAUGAUGUUUAAAAAUUUAGAUUCAAAGUAAAAUUUUUGACUUUGAUAUGUCUCUUAUAAGCUAGGCCAUAGUUUCUAGUAUAGCAGUUUUUGAAAUAGCUUAAGGUUAUCUUUAGGAUAAUAUUUAUUAACAUUGAUCACUGUAAUAAAAUCCAAUGUUGGUGGGCAUUUUGUUUUAGUUACCACAUUUAAAAUAUUUCUAUUUGUAAUAAAUCAGACUUCAUAAUAUUUAUUCUAGAAUACUUCAUUAGCAUUCAUCUUCAUGUUGACGCAUUACACAGGUUCUUGUUUUCUAAAAAAAUGACGAAGUUCCCCUUAAAUAAACCUUCCAGUUAAAGUAGUAAUCACAUUGUUUGGUAUAUGUAACACUAUCAGUGCAAUUUUUUUCAAGUAAAAUUGAUUGGUUUUUCUACAGUGGUUACCUUUUCAACUAGCACAAAAAACUUUUUAACAACAAUUUCGUAAAACAAUAUUUUAUAAUUCUGAAAUUACUUUGCCUUUCAAAACAUUAAGUUCUUUUUUUUUAACUGACAACAAAUUUGACCAGUAAAAAAAUAGUAAAACCCCAUCUGUAAAAUUCAAUCUAGAUCACAAGAAAGCUUAGUAACAUUAUCAAUAGUACCAAAAUUAGAAAA
Molecule: messenger RNA, 4359 nt
Organism: Limulus polyphemus (Atlantic horseshoe crab)
Lineage: Eukaryota; Metazoa; Arthropoda; Merostomata; Xiphosura; Limulidae
Product: DENN domain-containing protein 1A-like
Exons: 21
Coding region: 204-2765 (853 amino acids)
Biological process (GO): endocytic recycling; endocytosis
Cellular component (GO): cytosol; intracellular membrane-bounded organelle
Molecular function (GO): guanyl-nucleotide exchange factor activity; phosphatidylinositol phosphate binding
Source: RefSeq, a predicted model, not a curated record